AUGGCUGAAGCACAGCUCCACGACUUCCCUUCUCUUUUCUCGCUCGAGGGCAAGGUUGCCGUUGUAACGGGUGGUUCUCGCGGUCUUGGUUUAAGUGCCGCCUCUGCUCUCCUCCAAGCCGGCGCCUCCAAGGUCUUCAUCUCAUCCCGCAAAGCGGCCGCUUGCGACGAAGCAUGCAAGACGCUCAAUGCACUACCUAACCUACGCCCCGGCGCACGCGCCAUCUCGGUACCGGCAGACGGCGCGACGCUCGAAGGGGUGCGGCACCUCCUGUCCCAGGUAUCCGCGCAGACGGACCACGUCGAUGUGCUCCUAGCCAACGCCGGCGCAACGUGGGGCGAGGCCUUCGACACGCACCCGGACGCCGCCUUUGCCAAGGUGAUGGACCUCAACGUGCGCGGCGUGUUCAAUCUCGUCCGCGAAUUUGCGCCGCUGCUGCAGCGCAGCGCUUCCGCCCAAGACCCGAGCCGCGUGGUGAUCACGGCCAGCGUGGCAGGGCUCGGGGUCGGGACCCUCGGUACACAAGGUACGUAUGGGUAUAGCGCCAGUAAGGCGGCUGUGAUCCACCUCGGGCGCAACCUGGCCAUGGAGCUGGGGCCACGGGGUAUUACGGUGAACAGCAUCUGUCCGGGGUUCUUCCCCAGCAAGAUGAGCAAUGGGUUGCUCAAGUUGUCCGGUGGUGCGGACAAGUUGGGCAAAGAAAAUCCAUUGAGGAGGCUGGGUCAGUCGGAGGAUAUUGCCGGUGCUGUCGUCUACCUGACGAGUCGCGCGGGUGCUUAUGUCAACGGGGAGGCUAUUGAGCUGGACGGCGGUGCGCUGUGGAAGAGGGGGCAGCUCGAUGUCAAAUUGUAG
This is a messenger RNA of Dichotomopilus funicola, 852 nucleotides long. RefSeq lists its product as uncharacterized. Gene Ontology annotation, molecular function: oxidoreductase activity. The record is from RefSeq and is a predicted model, not a curated record. The coding region runs from base 1 to 852 and encodes 283 amino acids. The transcript is spliced from 2 exons. NCBI's taxonomy places the organism in Eukaryota, Fungi, Ascomycota, Sordariomycetes, Sordariales, Chaetomiaceae.